GAGCAGAAAUGCAUCUUGCCAAGAUCGUUGGGUGGCGUCCUGUACUGUGGUGUGGCCAGUGCUUCACAUCAGAACUGCCCCACAAGCCCUGCGGAGAGCACUGCUCAGCCUCCUGAGGCCCAUCUCUGCAUGGCUGGAAACGUUGGAGCCUUUCUGAGUGGAUAAUGGAGACAGCGUCGUCCCCAGAUCCUGCCAUGUCUCAGUGGAGGAGAGACGCGGUCGUCCCCAGACUCUGCCAUGUCUCAGUGGAGGAGAGACAGCGUCGUCCCCAGAUCCUGCCAUGUCUCAGUGGAGGAGAGACGCGGUCGUCCCCAGACUCUGUCAUGUCUCAGUGGAGGAGAGACGCGGUCGUCCCCAGACCCUGUCAUGUCUCAGUGGAGGAGAGACGCGGUCGUCCCCAGACUCUGCCAUGUCUCAGUGGAGGAGAGACAGCGUCGUCCCCAGACUCUGCCAUGUCUCAGUGGAGGAGAGACAGCGUCGUCCCCAGAUCCUGCCAUGUCUCAGUGGAGGAGAGACGCAGUCGUCCCCAGACUCUGUCAUGUCUCAGUGGAGGAGAGACGCGGUCGUCCCCAGACCCUGUCAUGUCUCAGUGGAGGAGAGACGCGGUCGUCCCCAGACUCUGCCAUGUCUCAGUGGAGGAGAGACAGCGUCGUCCCCGGACUCUGCCAUGUCUCAGUGGAGGAGAGACAGCGUCGUCCCCCGACUCUGCCAUGUCUCAGUGGAGGAGAGACAGCGUCGUGCCCAGACUCUGCCAUGUCUCAGUGGAGGAGAGACAUGAGGACUGGGACGUUCCUCCUGGGUUCUUCCAAAGGUUUACCUCUCUCUCCUCUCUCCUAGCCUGCCUCACGUCACCACCUCUCAGCUCCCAGCAAGCCCUCUGCCGGCUCAGCUCCCAGCAAGCCUCUGCUGGCUCUGCUCCCAGCUCAGACACCACUUACCUGCCAGAGGAACGUUUCAGCUGUGCUUGCAGCAGCCCCCCUCAGCACACUGAUCCCAGCCCAGAGAGAUGCUGUUGGGAUGGCUCUGGAGAGCCCUCCUGGUGCCUCCUGCUGCUGGAUCACAGAUCAGAGAUAGGCAGGCUCUCUGUCUUUUUCUCUCUGUCCACACUUUGUCUUCUAUGGAUGGGUACUGAAACCCGGUAUUAAACUGGCCCAGGUGCUAAAUAAUGAAAGACUGUAGUAUCGAUACGCUUGGAAGGGGAGGAGGGGGGCUCAGCAGGGGUCGAGACAGACCUGCCUCAGAGCCAAGCAGGCCGGCCCAGCCUCGAUGGAGCGGACCCUGGGGUCACCUCCCGUGGAGGAGGAAAUCGAGCGAGGAUCUGUGUUUCUGUGGGCAGUUCAAACGGUACGGCCCACCACAGCUAAGCUCAGCUCUGCCUAGUGUGGGUUCUAUGGUCCAGUAAUUGGAAUGCACUUUUUGAAGUGUGUGUGAUCUCCCCCGCCCCCCCCGCCCCCACACGGCAUCCAGACGAGGGGAACACGUGACGGCUGCCCUUUCCUUCAAACACAACCCUCACCAGGGGGGCGGCUGUGCUCUUUACACCAAAUCCUAGUGAUUUAAACCACAUUUAAUUGAGGGCCUUAUUAAAAUCGAAUGCAUAAAUAAAUACAACCCAGGAAUAGUGAACUGGAGUGCUGCUCUGGAAGAUGGAAGUCUGAUCAGAGCAGUGCUGCUCUGGAGGGUAGAGGUCUGAUCAGAGCAGUGCUGCUCUGGAGGAGAGAGGUCUGAUCAGAGCAGUGCUGCUCUGGAGGGUAGAGGUCUGAUCAGAGCAGUGCUGCUCUGGAGGAGAGAGGUCUGAUCAGAGCAGUGCUGCUCUGGAGGGUAGAGGUCUGAUCAGAGCAGUGCUGCUCUGGAGGAGAGAGGUCUGAUCAGAGCAGUGCUGCUCUGGAGGGUAGAGGUCUGAUCAGAGCAGUGCUGCUCUGGAGGAGAGAGGUCUGAUCAGAGCAGUGCUGCUCUGGAGGGUAGAGGUCUGAUCGGGGUUUAAAACGAGCAGAGUUUGAUUAGCCACAACCUAAUUUAGCUCCCAGGAAGAGAUUAAGCUCCCAGGAAGAGAAGUUUUGCACUUCUGUGGAACACUAAUGAUUCAUGUGUCUGCAUGGUGUGUCUGUGUGCUUGUGUGUGUGUGAAAGAAUGUGUAAGACAGUGUGUAUGUGGGAGUGUGUGUGGGAGUGUGUGUGUGUGUCUGUAAGGGAGAUGGUACACGCUGUCUCAGCAGUGUUAGUUGGUGUCAGAGCUGCAGAGGUUAUUUAGUCAGAAAACACAGAGCUCCCAGCCUGCACACACCAACCUUCAGUCCAGACUAGGGCUGGGCGAUAUAUACAAAAAAAACGAUAUCUCGAUAUUGUCAAAAGUUUUACGAUAUUCUAUAUAUAUGUCGAUAUGUUUGCAUUUGCAUUUAAAUAAUAAAAUCAUGUUUUUUUCUUUUGCCUCCAUUAGAACACAACAUAAACAAUUGAGAUAGAACAGCUAUUGUUACAAAGUACAAAAUGUGUAGUGCAAAUUUAAGCAGUUGCCAUAACAUGGUACUUUUAACUUGACAAAAUGGACCUCACAUGGAACAGUUGACGCAGAGGUCCUUCUGUGACAGGACAAUAAGAGAGCAGUGUGAGUGCCUGUGAGUCUGAGGUUGUGCACAUGCUCUUCUAGCUCUCAUGACCAAGCCAGGACUCCUCUCUCUUGUCAUGUUCUCCUCCUGCUGACUGUAGGGGCGACUGGACAAACAUCCUCAUGCACAUGGUUAGAAUGUUAGGAACAACAGCAACCGCACAUGGUUAGAAUGUUAGGAACAACAGCAACCGCACAUGGUUAGAAUGUUAGGAACAACAGCAACCACACAUGGUUAGAAUGUUAGGAACAACAGCAACCGCACAUGGUUAGAAUGUUAGGAACAACAGCAACCGCACAUGGUUAGAAUGUUAGGAACAACAGCAACCGCACAUGGUUAGAAUGUUAGGAACAACAGCAACCGCACAUGGUUAGAAUGUUAGGAACAACAGCAACCGCACAUGGUUAGAAUGUUAGGAACAACAGCAACCGCACAUGGUUAGAAUGUCUGGCUCUUUAUUGGUUUAAGCCAUCAGGGUUAUUUUUGGUUUAACUUAAUCUGGGACUUAAAAUAAUAGGUCAGCUACAACCCAUUUUGUGAAAUAACCUUUGGCUUUCUAAUGUUCCUUGAGCUAGACAGUGUACAGUAUUGAUUAGCCUUGUUAAGCUUGAUCAUGCAGAGCAGAUAUUAGAGUCUGUCCUUCUGAAUCUGUGCUGCUAGUGCUGUAGUGUCUGAAUCUGUGCUGCUAGUGCUGUAGUGUCUGAAUCUGUGCUGCUAGUGCUGUAGUGUCUGAAUCUGUGCUGCUAGUGCUGUAGUGUCUGAAUCUGUGCUGCUAGUGCUGUAGUGUCUGAAUCUGUGCUGCUAGUGCUGUAGUGUCUGAAUCUGUGCUGCUAGUGCUGUAGUGUCUGAAUCUGGGCUGGAGGAGAGACAGAGCUGAACCAGUCCUCCACACCAAACUCAUCAGUAAUGAGUGUAUUCAUCCUCUUCUCAUUAGUCAAUCCCACUUCAGUUUGUCAGCGGCUUGCAGGCCCUGGCAGGAAGUGUCAUUCCUCAAAACCCCGGGUUAAUGAAGUGUAUGAUGCUCGCAGCAUGUGUGUCCUGUUUCCUGUUGGGGCUGUGUUUGGGGCAGGGCUGGUGUGUUUGGGGCGAGGCAGAGCUGCGUUUGGGGCAAAGCUGCUGUGUUUGGGGCAGGGCUGGUGUGUUUGGGGCGAGGCAGAGCUGUGUUUGGGGCGGGUUGGUGUGUUUGGGGCUAGGCAGAGCUGUGUUUGUGGCA
Hypomesus transpacificus is the source of this 3818-nucleotide messenger RNA. RefSeq lists its product as uncharacterized. The coding region runs from base 165 to 1145 and encodes 326 amino acids. The record is from RefSeq and is a predicted model, not a curated record. Lineage: Eukaryota; Metazoa; Chordata; Actinopteri; Osmeriformes; Osmeridae. The transcript has 2 exons.